Gavialis gangeticus (Gharial) is the source of this 1887-nucleotide messenger RNA. Its product is annotated as smoothelin-like protein 2. NCBI's taxonomy places the organism in Eukaryota, Metazoa, Chordata, Crocodylia, Gavialidae. Gene Ontology annotation, biological process: positive regulation of vasoconstriction; actin cytoskeleton organization. The coding region runs from base 178 to 414 and encodes 78 amino acids. Gene Ontology annotation, molecular function: tropomyosin binding; protein phosphatase 1 binding. The record is from RefSeq and is a predicted model, not a curated record. Gene Ontology annotation, cellular component: filamentous actin; microtubule organizing center; I band. The transcript has 3 exons.
CCCUUUUCUUUUUCCAGAGGCAAAGGAGAGUCCAAAGCAAAGCUGAAGAGGUCCCAGAGUUUUGGGGUCGCCAGUGCAAGCAGCAUUAAGCAAAUUCUUUUGGAUUGGUGUCGCUCAAAAACCAUAGGAUACAAGCACAUUGAUCUGCAGAACUUCUCCUCGAGCUGGAGUGAUGGGAUGGCAUUUUGUGCCCUUGUGCAUUCUUUCUUUCCGGAAGCCUUCGAUUACAAUGAGCUUGACCCAGCUAAUCGCAAGCAAAACUUUGAGCUAGCUUUCACCAUGGCUGAGAAACUGGCUCACUGUGACCGCCUGAUAGAAGUGGACGACAUGAUGGUGAUGGGUCGGAAGCCGGAUCCCAUGUGUGUUUUCACCUAUGUGCAGUCACUGUACAACCACCUGCGUCGCUUUGAAUAAAACCACAGCCACCUCUCCAGCUGGGAGGAUUGAGUCCAGCCCUCUCCUGAGAGGACUCUGGCCCUUUGCGAAUACAACACUGCCAUUAUUUCUUGUCCUUAAGCUUGUUACCAUCCCUCCACUUGCAUUCAGCUGUGUCACUGAUUGAAUUACUGCCAAGUAGGGCCCCAAAGUGUUGAUCACAGCAGUGGGCCAAUGCCAUAGAAGAAAAAGCAGAAAUUGUCAUUUUGGUGCUAAUUAGGAGUUGUUUUAAGUGCCCCGUUGAUAAAAGAUGGAAGGAAGCUAUGUUGUAACUCUUGUCACAGUCAAGUUGGGGGACACAGCUUCACAGGGUGAGGGUGCUUGUGCUACACAGUUGCUCUCUCCUAACACAAGAGUGCAAUACCCGCAGGACAGCAUUUGCAUUCUCUACCUCUCUCUCCAGCACAACAUAGAGCCAGCAGAAGGCAGAUUAAGCCCUAGCGUUAUAAAGGAAGGGAAGUGCUGCUCUAGUAAAUGUGAAGCUGUAGGAUUAAACCAUUGGCGCCACAUCACCUGCCAUAAAGUGAACACGUUGGUUUGAUGCUAUUAUGCGUGUGCAACAUGCCAUCCCCUGGGAGGGGUCAUUACACAACAGUGGCCCUUAUGGGGAUCCGAACUGCGUUACCAAUACACACGUCUCCCAUGUAAGCUAAAGGAAUUGCUCGCUGCACUUGUCACAUUAGUUGGCUCUAACCCCUUGUGUAAGGGGAGCACCGCCACUUAGCCAUUAUUGGCAUUCAGAUCCCCAUCAAGGCCAUCACAGUGUAACAAGCUGCACCACUGUGGGUUAAUGAGGAUCAGACUUAAAACCAUUUGCCCAGGUGGUGCGUUGAACCAUGUGCAGAACAGCCUGGUUUCACUCGUGGUCAAGGAGGCACUUGGAGGUGGGGUUGGUCGUUUAAUGCAUGCGUCUGGAUGUUUACAUAAAGGGGAGGUUAACAACUGCAAUUCAAUGCAGGCAGCAAGGGAAGAAAGGUGCCCAGCAGUGUGCCUCAAUCCUGCCGUAGGAGAGAGUAGCACUAAGAUGUGAGAGAGGAACUCAGUCUCCAUGCUGCCAUCGGUGCUUGGCCGCUCUGCUGCAGUAGCCAGCCAAGGCACCGCUCAGUGUGAAGGGGGCAGAGGUUCUGAAAUCAGCAUUAAUGCCGUUAACUUAAAUGGGGUGACUCCAGAUUUACAGUCGUGAAAGAGAGAUCCAAUUUCACGCUGUAGUUCCUGCCUACUAGAGCAGCAGGGAACACAUUGACCAUACAAGAACUUUUUUUUUGUUUUAGUCCCCAUGUUCCCCUCCUCUUCCCUAAGACCAGGCUCAUCGAAUAUAAAAUUGCCAGGCAAGCUAAUUGCUCGUGCUAAAGAAUGGUUUUUACCUGCUCUGUUUACGUGCGCCUUGCAGAUAUUUAUAAAGAUGAUUUUGGUUCUGUAUCGAUGACCAUUUAUAAUAAAACAUAUGCCAAA